Molecule: messenger RNA, 579 nt
Organism: Peniophora sp. CBMAI 1063
Lineage: Eukaryota; Fungi; Basidiomycota; Agaricomycetes; Russulales; Peniophoraceae
Source: the annotation of a GenBank genome assembly
AUGCGGGACACUCUUUCGCGCUGCUGGUGGACGUCCGGAGGAAGAGAUGAAGUCGGAAGUGCGAGCGGCGUGGGAUUGACCUCCCACUUUCGGUUGCCGCGUCUCGGGAAUUGCCGAUCCGGCUUGAAGCACCGAGCGCGCGCACCGCUCGAGCUCAUCGCUGCACCCGUCGUCGCCGCGCUAUCCAUCAUGACGAAAAAGAGAAGAAAUGGUGGCCGCAACAAGAAGGGCCGUGGCCACGUCGGCUUCGUUCGCUGCUCGAACUGCUCGCGCUGCGUUGCGAAGGACAAGGCCAUCAAGCGCUUCACCGUGAGGAACAUGGUCGAGAGCGCUGCCGUCCGUGACAUCUCCGAGGCGUCGAUCUACCCUGAGUACGUCGUCCCGAAGUUGUACAUCAAAAUCGCAUACUGUGUCUCGUGCGCCAUUCACUCGCAUGUCGUUCGUGUUCGUUCGCGUGAGGGCCGUCGCAACCGUGCACCUCCCCCGCGUGUCCGGUGGAAGGACGGCAAGAAGGUCAACCCCGCCGUCGUCGCGGCCGAGGAGGCCAAGGCGAAGGCCGCUGCCGCUGGCACGGCAUAA